This is a messenger RNA of Caenorhabditis angaria, 3654 nucleotides long. The record is from the annotation of a GenBank genome assembly. Lineage: Eukaryota; Metazoa; Nematoda; Chromadorea; Rhabditida; Rhabditidae.
AUGCCGACUGUGGGAAUCAAAAAGCUCCUUUUGGACAAACAUUUCAAUCGAAUUUAUUGUAGGUUUUGGGGGUUUAGGAGAGAAAACAAAUAUUUUCUUUAAAAAAAACAAUUUUUUUCAGCGGAAAAAGAGUUCGAUGAGUUGUGCUUUGAAUAUGGUUUAGAGUUGGACGAAAUCGUGAGUUUCCUGGGCCUUUGUGAAGAAAAAUAUGUUUUUAAAACAAUUUCAGACCUCGGAAAAAGGCUGCGGUUGAAAAAGAGCGGGGAACAAACGCUGCCACGAAUCUCAACGACCAAGAAGUCUAUAAAAUCGAUAUCCCCGCAAAUCGCUAUGAUUUGCUAAGUGUAGAAGGGUUAUCCCGAGCGAUUCGUAUCUUCAAGCAAGAAAUCCCAGCUCCAAAAUACACUUUCGCGCCAAUCCCAAAAUCUGGCCUGCAAAAAAUCAUUGUGAAAAAGGAGACAGCAGCAAUUCGCCCGUUUGUAGUUGGCGCAGUUUUGCGAAAUAUUCAAUUUGACGCGGAUAAUUAUGCGAGUUUCAUCGAUUUGCAAGACAAACUUCAUCAAAAUAUUUGCCGAAAACGAACAUUGGUUGCGAUUGGAACGCAUGAUUUGGAUACUAUUCAGGGACCUUUUGAAUAUCGAGCGGAAGCUCCGAAAGAUAUUAAAUUCAGGCCUUUGAAUCAAACAAAAGAAUAUACAGCUGAAGAAUUAAUGACACUUUAUUCAAGUGAUUCACAUUUGAAGGCGUAUCUUCCAAUCAUUCAAAACCAUCCGAAAUAUCCAGUUAUUUAUGAUUCAAAAGGUGUUGUUUGUUCGAUGCCACCAAUUAUUAAUGGAGAACACUCGAAAAUCACUUUGAAUACCAAAAAUGUUUUAAUUGAGGCCACCGCCACUGAUAAACAGAAGGCAUUUGUUGUUUUGGACACGAUUGUUACACUUUUCUCGCAAUAUUGUGCGAAACCUUUUGAAGUUGAACAAGUUGAAGUUGUUUAUGAAGAAAGUGGGGAAAAAGAGUUGUAUCCGGUGAGUUUUCAGAGGGGUUUUCAGCUCAGAAAGUAAAUUUAAUGUCUGAAAAUGUGAAAAUUUAGUUGAAAAAUGAAGAAAAUUUGAAAUUUCUAUGUGCAAAAUUAGUUUUUCGAGUUUUUCAGCCAAAAAUGAUGACAAAUCGAUAUUUUUCAAGAUUCUGGAGUAAUUUCUGAUGAAAAUUGACAUUGGAAUUCACUUUCCAGAGGUUUUUGCUGAUUUUUCGUAAAAAAUUUAUGAAAUAAAGCGAAAUAGGGUUCUCAAAGCUUAUUUUCAUCAGAAAUUACUCCAGAAGCUUGAAAAAUACCGAUUUGUCAUCAUUUUUGGCUGAAAAUCAAUAUUUUUCAAGUUUUUGGAGUAAUUUCUGAUUAAAAUAAGAUUUGAGAACCCUAUUUGGCUUUAUUUUAUGAAUUUUUUACGAAAAAUCAGCAAAACCUUCUGGAAAGUGAAUUCCAAGGUCAAUUUUCAUCAGAAAUUACUCCAGAAGCUUAAAAAAUAUCGAUUUGUCAUCAUUUUUGGCUGAAAAACUCGAAAAACUAAUUUUGACCUACGACUUUUCGUGAAUUGAUCUUUCAAUGUUAAAAAACAUUUUUAAACAUUUUUUUAUCGAAAAUUUGAAAAUUCACAUUUCGCUCUGAAAAUUCAGAUUUUGGCGCCAAUUUGAAACAUUCAAAUUUCGCGCCAAAAUUUAAAAUUCUUGAUGAAAAUUCCUCUAAUUUUCCACAUCAUACCCAAAAUUCAAAACAAAAAUAAAUUUUUUGCAGCUCCUCUCCUACCGCGAAAUGACCGUAACCACUCCCGAAAUCAACACAAAAAUCGGAAUAAAUUUGGACGAUCAAACAAUGGCGACACUUCUCAACAAAAUGUCGCUCGAAGCUCAAGUCGUCUCACCGAAAACCCUCAAAAUCGUAGUUCCACCAACUCGCCACGAUAUUCUACACGCUUGCGAUAUUGCUGAAGAUGUUGGAGUCGCCUACGGUUAUAAUAAUCUAGUUUUGAGAUUACCUGAAAGUAAUACGGUGGCUGUCGCAUUUCCAAUCAAUAAAUUAUGCGAUAAUUUGAGAAUUGAAAUUGCUGCUGCUGGAUGGACUGAGGCUUUGAAUUUUGCACUUUGUAGUCGAGAUGAUAUUUCGGCGAAAUUGAGACAACCAAAAGCUUUGGAACACGCGGUUCAUAUUGGAAAUCCAAAGACUUUGGAAUUCCAGGUAAGGAUUUUUGGGGGGAGUUAAAAAUUGUGGAAUUUUUUCCUAAAAAUUUUGAUUUUCUGUGCUUUUCUUAGCAUUAGAAAUUCGAAUUUUCUUAAUUUUUUGAAACAGUGAAAUAUUUUCAAUAUAAAAAUUUCCAUUUCAUUUUUUUUGAAACAGUGAGAUUUUCUAGAAAGAACUUAAAAAAAUUUUUGAAAAUUUUGAAACAGUCAGAUUUUUUUAGAAUUAUAUUUCUAUUUAAAAUUGUUUCAAGAAAAAUGUUUGAAACAGUGAAAAAUUUUUCUAGUAUUUUUUUUUUGAAAUUUAGUUUUUAUCGUAUUUUUAAAGUCAGUAUUGAACAAUAGAAACAUAUCAAAAAUUGCACAAAAACUUCCAAUUUCCACAAAUUUUUGAAACAGUGAGAUUUUUUUGAAACAUAGGAAGUAUGAAAAAAUUAAAAUAGAAUUUUCUGCAAAUUUUGAAACAGUCAGAUUUUUUUUUAGAAUUAUUUUUCUAUUGAUUUAAAAAUGUUUGAAACAGUGAAAAAUAUUCUAGAAUUUUUUUUUUUGAAUUUUUUUGUUUCAAACGAAUUUUUAAAGUUUGUAUUGCACAAUAGAAAUAUAUCAAAAAUUGCACAAAAACUUCCAAUUUCCACAAAUUUUAGAAACAGUGAGAUUUUCUAGAAAGAAUUAUUCGUAUUAAAAUUUCAAUUUCACCUUUUGAAAAAUUUCUUAAAAUUUUGAAACAGUCAGAUUUUUUUAAUAAAUUAUAUUUCUAUUGAUUUAAAAAUGUUUGAAACAGUGAAAAAUUUUCUAGUAUUUUUUUUUAAAUUUUUUGUUUCAAUCGUAUUUUUAAAGUCUGUAUCGCACAAUAGAAAUGUAUCAAAAAUUGCAUAAAAAUUCCCAUUUUUCACGAAUUUUUGAAACAGUGAAAUUUAAAAAAAAGUUGAUUUUUUGAAUUGAAAUGUAAAUUGUUAUUGAAAUUUGUUUCUUAGUAAAUCAGUUCUGUAUUUUUUGAAACAGUGACAUUUUCUCCUACAAAAAAAUGUUUUAAUCAAAUAAUUCUAAAUUUGCACAAAUUUUGGAACAGAAUUUUUUUGAAAUAAAUUUUCAAUUGUUAUUGAAAUUUGUUUCUUAGUCAAUCAAUUCUGUAUUUUUUGAAACAGUGACAUUUUCUCCUACAAAAAAAUGUUUUUCCCGAAUUUUCCAGGUCGCCCGAACCUCACUUCUCCCAGGAUUAUUGAAAACGCUGGCUUCAAACCGAGAUAUGCCACUUCCAUUGAAACUUUUUGAAUUGCAAGAUGUUAUUGUCAAAGAUUCGACAACAGGUGAGGGAUUUUUGAGGCGGGAAUUUUGAAUUUUGAAAAUCGAAAUUUGGCGGGAAAACGGAAAACGGAAAAAAAGAAAAUUUUUCAAGGUCUGAAAUUUCGAUUUUCAGCCUUAAGUUGA